Molecule: messenger RNA, 4490 nt
Organism: Bufo gargarizans (Asiatic toad)
Lineage: Eukaryota; Metazoa; Chordata; Amphibia; Anura; Bufonidae
Product: zinc finger protein 850-like
Exons: 7
Coding region: 103-3162 (1019 amino acids)
Biological process (GO): regulation of transcription by RNA polymerase II
Molecular function (GO): RNA polymerase II cis-regulatory region sequence-specific DNA binding; DNA-binding transcription factor activity
Source: RefSeq, a predicted model, not a curated record
GGGAGAGGAAACCUCCAGGAACCUGAGGGAAAGAGGAAGUUCUGCUGGAAACGUCCUGUAAAGAGGCUCUGAUGUCCGGACAGCGGGAGGGAGAGCCCCGGCAUGAGGAGCAGAGAGAUCCAGUCAGAGGACAACACCAGAGAGAUGUCCGCGUCCUCUCCUUCCACAGGAUGGUCAGAUGACUGUACUGGGCACUUGGAGAAACAUCUCAUAUCUACAUAUUAUAAUGCAAAUGAUCCAGGUGUCAUAUCAGAUACACAUGAAGAACGUGCCAUUAUCCCAGAUGUACCCUCAGACCUUCACAGCAAAAAUCUAUCAUCUCAUCCUUUAAAACGGGUCCGAUCUUGUAAUUCAUCACAUACUCUUACUCAGAAUGAAACUCACAGAAGAGGUUCUGGAACCCAAAGAAGAGCUCAGAAAAAGCCAUAUUCAUGCUCAGAAUGUUGCAAAUGUUUUACUUGGAAAUCAGGCCUUCUUCAACAUAAAAAACAUCACACAGGGAAGAAGCAGUAUUCAUGUUCAGACUGUGGGAAAUGUUAUACUAACAAAUCAAGUCUUGAAAACCAUCACAGAAUUCACACAGGAGAGAAGCCGUUUUCAUGUUCAGAAUGUGUGAAAUGUUUCAGUUGGAAAUCAUCACUUGAGAGACAUCAGAGAAUUCACACAGGGGAGAAGAGAUAUUCAUGUUCAGAAUGUGGGAAAUAUUUUAAUCACAAAUCAAGUUUUGAGAGACAUCAAUCAAUUCACACAGGGGACAAGCCGCAUUUAUGUUCUGAAUGUGGGAAAUGUUUUUUCUUGAAAUCAGAACUUCUUGUGCAUCGGAGAAUUCACAUAGCAAAGAAGCCAUAUUCAUGUUCAGAAUGUGGGAAAUGUUUAUCUCAGAAAUCAUCACUUGAGAGCCAUCAGAGAAUUCACACAGGGGAGAAACCAUAUCCAUGUUCAGAAUGUGGGAAAUGUUUUACUCAGAAAUCAACACUUGAGAGCCAUCAGAGAAUUCACACAGGGGAGAAACCAUAUUCAUGUUCAGAAUGUGGGAAAUGUUUUAAUCAGAAAUCAAAUCUUGAGAGCCAUGAGAGAAUUCACACAGGAGAGAAACCAUAUUCAUGUUCAGUAUGUGGGAAAUGUUUUACUACAAAAUCAAUUUUUGAGACCCAUCGGAAAAUUCACACAGGGGAGAAACCAUAUUCAUGUUCAGUAUGUGGGAAAUGUUUUAAUAGGAAAUUAUCUCUUGAGAGACAUCAGAGAAUUCACACAAAAGAGAAACCAUAUUCGUGUUCAGAAUGUGGUAAAUGUUUUACUUUGAAAUCAAUUCUUGUGAACCAUCAGAGAAUUCACACAGGGGAGAAACCAUAUUCAUGUUCAGAAUGUGGCAAAUGUUUUCCUUUGAAAUCAAAUCUUGGUAAGCAUCAGAGAAUUCACACAGGAGAGAAGCCAUAUUCAUGUUCAGAAUGUGGCAAAUGUUUUACUGAGAAAUCAAAUCUUGUGAGCCAUCAGAGAAUUCACAAAGGAGAGAAGCCAUAUUCAUGUUCAGAAUGUGGUAAAUGUUUUACUCAGAAAUCAUCUCUUAGUAAGCAUCAGAGAAUUCACACAAUUGCUCCAGUAGAAAGGUAUUAUUACGCCAAGGAGCUAUUUAGAAGGACACAAGGGUCUGUACAAGGAGGUCAAGAUGGAGGAGGACCAGCCCCUCACAUCUCCAGAGAGAUCCAGUCAGAGGACAACACCAGAGAGAUGUCCGCGUCCUCUCCUUCCACAGAAUGGUCAGAUGACUGUACUUGGCGCUUGGAGAAACAUCUCAUAUCUACUAAUACAGAUGAUCCAGGUGUCAUAUCAGAUACAUAUGAAGAGCGUGCCAUUAUCCCAGAUGUACCCUCAGACCUUCACAGCAAAAAUCUAUCAUCUCAUCCUUUAAAACAGGUCCAAUCUUCUAAUUCAUCACAUACUCUUACUCAGAAUGAAACUCACAGAAGAGGUUCUGGAACCCAAAGAAGAGCUCAGAAAAAGCCAUAUUCAUGCUCAGAAUGUUGCAAAUGUUUUACUUGGAAAUCAAGCCUUCUUCAACAUCAAAAACAUCACACAGGGAAGAAGCUGUAUUCAUGUUUAGACUGUGGGAAAUGUUUUACUAACAAAUCAAGUCUUGAAAACCAUCACAGAAUUCACACAGGAGAGAAGCCGUUUUCAUGUUCAGAAUGUGUGAAAUGUUUCAGUCGGAAAUCAUCACUUGAGAGACAUCAGAGAAUUCACACAGGGGAGAAGAGAUAUUCAAGUCGGAAAUCAUCACUUGAGAGACAUCAGAGAAUUCACACAGGGGAGGAGAGAUAUUCAUGUUCAGAAUGUGGGAAAUAUUUUAAUCACAAAUCAAAUUUUGAGAGACAUCAAUCAAUUCACACAGGGGACAAGCCGCAUUUAUGUUCUGAAUGUGGGAAAUGUUUUUUCAUGAAAUCAGAACUUCUUGUGCAUCGGAGAAUUCACACAGCAGAGAAGCCGUAUUCAUGUUCAGAAUGUGGAAAAUGUUUCUCUCAGAAAUCAUCACUUGAGAGCCAUCAGAGAAUUCACACAGGGGAGAAACCAUAUUCAUGUUCAGAAUGUGGGAAAUGUUUCACUCAGAAAUCAUCACUUGAGAGCCAUCAGAGAAUUCACACAGGGGAGAAACCAUAUUCAUGUUCAGAAUGUGGGAAAUGUUUUACUCAGAAAUCACCUCUUGAGAGCCAUCAGAGAAUUCACACAGGAGAGAAACCAUAUUCAUGUCCACUAUGUGGGAAAUGUUUUACUAAGAAAUCAAUUCUUGAGAGCCAUCGGAAAAUUCACACAGGGGAGAAACCAUAUUCAUGUUCCGUAUGUGGGAAAUGUUUUACUAAGAAAUUAUCUCUUGAGAGACAUCAGAGGAUUCACACAGGAGAGAAACCAUAUUCAUGUUCAGAAUGUGGCAAAUGUUUUACUUUGAAAUCAAUUCUUGUGAACCAUCAGAGAAUUCACACAGGAGAGAAGCCAUAUUCAUGUUCAGAAUGUGGCAAAUGUUUUACUUUGAAAUCAAUUCUUGUGAACCAUCAGAGAAUUCACACAGGAGAGAAGCCAUAUUCAUGUUCAGAAUGUGGUAAAUGUUUUACUCAGAAAUCAUCUCUUGGUAAACAUCAGAGAAUUCACACAGGGAUCAAGCAAUUCUAAAUCCUUCCUGUAAAAUAUGCCAUGAAUUUCCAUAUUUUUUCUUGCUAUAGUUUUAUAUUGAAGCAGGAAUUAAAAGAAAAUAUCAGUAUAUUCAAAAAUGUAGUUACAGCUGUUAUAAUUGUAGAUCUUAAAGGGGUUGUACAAGAAUGAGGGGGUUUGGCAAACUCCCCCACUUUACUGGAUCUGUAAAGGGAAGAUUACUUACCUGCUUCCUGGUGCUGGCUCUUCGGUCCUUCUCUUACAAGCCUGCAAUGCUCGGCUGGGCUCAUCUGGUUUGACAUUGCCACAGCCGACACUGGCUGCGGCAGAGACCGGAUCCCCUUGUGUCAUGUGACUAUUUGCCAUGACUUAAGGGAAAACAGUAACCAUGAUCGUCCAUGAAUUAUAUUAUAGUAGACAUUAAGCCCGUUACAAUAACAGGUGCUAGAACAGUAGUGCAUAAACAGUAGGAACAGUCUAUAUGAAAUGGCAAGGGAACUUGACCACACUGACUGGUGGCUGUGACUGCUGGCACUGACUUGUGGCUGAGACUGCUGGCUGAGGCUGAGAUUGCUUACUGUGACUGAGACUGCUGGCACUGACUGGUGACUGUGGCUGAGAUUGGUGGCAGAAACUGGUGACUGCAGCUGAGAUUGCUCACUGUGGCUGAGACUGCUGGCACUGACUGGUGUCUGUGGCUGAGACUGUUGGAUGCGGCUUGUGGCUGAGACUGCUGGCUGUAGCUGAGACUGCUGACACUGACUGAUGGUUGAGAUGGCUGGCACUGACUGGUGGCUGACACUGCAGGCACUGUGACUGGUGGCUGUACAACUGGCAUUGACUGCUGAUAGCGACUGGUAGGUUAGACUGCUGACAGGGGCUCCUCUCUAUAGCUGAUAGUGCUGGGACUGACGAACAGAAAUGGCGGCUGGAAUUGAACAAAAAUGGUAGAACGCUCCAACCUGCUUGCCGGCGCGCAGGUGUUGGCGGUGCAGGCGGCAUGUGGAGUGCCAUGUCCUGAUUGGUCGGCACGCUGGUGUAAGCGGUGCUGGGGGCGUGUUAUUAUUAGGGUUAUUCCUGCAGAAUAUAAAUCUUUUGCUAGAGGUAGUUGUGCAUUGUGUAUAUAUAUAACUCUUUUUAUGAGGCAAGGUAGCCACAAAGUGGCUGUUCUGGCAGUUUUUAUUUUUUGCGUUUUUACAAUGUUCACCUGACAGAGUAGAUAUUGUGAUAGUUUUACAGAACAGGUUGUAACAAUGUGGCGAUACUUAAUAAGUCUAUUUUUUUAUUUUAUUUUGGAAUUACAAUAAAACUUUAAAAAAAAAAAAACAUGUUGUGUUUCCAUUUUCUGA